UCACAUUGUGAGGAGAGCGUCGGGGAUCCUGCACAUCUGCUGCGCUCCUGCAAGGAGAUACAAGUCCGAGUCAGCAUCACUUACACAAACAACGCAAACGAACCUGAGGGGAAAGGGAUUACCGAUGCAUUAAUUGUCUUCUGGACAGAUAUCGGGUAUCCGAAAUGCGGGAAAAUUCCACAGGUGAAAAUGCUGUGCUGAUUUGAUUCAUUCUAGCUGUGAUUUCUCGCAUCAGAAUUGGUGAUCUGAAGCUGGUAAGGUAAAAGAGCGGGACUGAAGGAUAUGGCCAUAUUCCGGAUAUCGUUACUCUUGCAAGUGGGAUUUGUUAUAGGAUCAAAUUAUAGAUAUGUGGAACAUGAUCGGGACCUAAAAGCAAAGCUGUCCAUUUCCAAUAAGCACAACAAUCAGCAAGCGCACCUCCGGAAACUCCAUUCGGGUUUAGCGCUGAAGAUUGAGGAACAGGUACCCAGUGAGGUGACUGCGUUUCUGCACACAGGGGAUUCCUCCACCUUAAAACACGCCAACUGCUCCAGGAGAUAUGAGCUGGUGGUGCUGCGAGGAAGGACUCGCGGAGACGCGCGUCACUCCAUGCGCAGCGUCCUGGACACGGUCCUUCACGCCACAAACUUCCUCAACAUGAUCCUACAAACGAACAAGUCCAGACAUCACAGCCCCAGACGCGAUAUGGAGUGGUACCACGCUCUGGUCCGGAGUAUCCUGGAGGGAGACAUCAAGAUCCAUCGAGCUGUUGUCACCUUGAGCACCGAGUCCCCUCCUGAAGGGACACCUGUUUACCUUCAGGCCACACGGGCAGGUGGAGAGAUCAUUCUCCAGGAUUUAUCCAGCACUGCCCACCAUAUAUUAAAAAUCAGAACGGCUGAUACAGAGUGGUACCACGAGCAUAAAAAUAAAAAGACGACCCGUCUCCAAAAACGAGUGCUGAGUCAAGAUUUUGCUUCUUUUGACGCGUCUGUGCGCAACGGAGAAAGUUAUAUUACCGACAAAACUCAGAUUCACUGGUCAGUUCCGUAUCUGGAGUGUAAAAAUGGAAAUUUCGUUCCCAGAUGGCUCCUGACCCUGUCUGCCGGCUUCUAUGGCCUUACACACAACCGAAAUCCAGACUUCAGGGGUGUUGUUCGUGUGGACGUCAGCCUGCAGGAUGUGGAUAUUGAUCAGUGCUCUGCAGAUGGCUGGUUUGCAGAUGCCUGGCCUCACAGGUGCAACAUCACCUCUAUGAAUUGUUUGCCUAUCCCAGGUCAUGGAUUUGUGCUGGACAAGUAUAAAUGUCACUGCAAAAGAGGCUUUUAUCAUCCAAGCAGAGUUGCAGUCAGUGGCUUUAAAAGGAAAGUAAGUGGGAAGGGCACAGAGGGUUUGCCACAUCACAGGAAUGUUCCAGAAAGUUCCAGCCACUGUCUGCCCUGCCAAGAAGGCUGUGAUUUUUGCAAGGACGAUGUGCCCUGUGUGGACCGGGGUGACAGCACCCUGCGUAUGGUGGUGCUCUCCUUCCAGGGCUUGUGCAUGCUGGUGGAUUUCAUCAGUAUGGUGCUGCUCUACCAUUUCCGCAGGAACAAGAGUAUCAGAGCGUCAGGACUCAUUUUGCUAGAGGCCAUCUUAUUUGGAGCGAUCCUCCUGUACUUUCCGGUGGUUAUUCUAUACUUCCAGCCGAGUGUUUUCCGCUGUAUCCUGCUGCGGUGGGUUCGUCUGCUGGGAUUUGCCACAGUCUAUGGAACCGUCACCCUCAAACUCUAUAGGGUUCUCAAAGUGUUCCUGUCACGCACAGCUCAACGGAUCCCCUACAUGACCAGCUGGAGAGUGUUGCGUCUACUGUCUGUCAUUCUGCUGAUUGUGUUAUGGUUCGCAAUAGCCUGGACUGCCGCUGUUUGUCAGAAUCCAAACAGACAUCUCUCUCUCAUCAGUGUGGGCCUCACCACUGAUCGGCUACAGUUCAGCAUGUGUCUGCUGGACCGCUGGGACUACAUGAUUGCUGUGGCUGAGUUCCUGUUCCUCGUGUGGGGUGUCUAUCUGUGUUAUGCGUUGAGGACGGUCCCCUCAGCGUUUCAUGAGCCACGCUAUAUGGCCAUCGCAUUGCACAAUGAACUCAUCCUUUCUUCCAUUUUUCACAUUUUAAGGUUCACUCUUGCCCCUGAUCUGCACCCAGACUGGAUGUUGAUGCUAUUCUUUGCUCAUACACACUUGACAGUGACUGUCACUUUGGGGUUACUGCUUGUGCCAAAGUUCUUGUUUGCGGGUACUCAUCUAAGGGAUGACAUUGUUACAGAGGCUUAUGAAGAUGAAUUGGACAUGGGGCGGUCAGGGUCAUACCUGAAUAGCAGCAUCACAUCAGCCUGGAGUGAGCACAGUCUGGAUCCAGAGGAUAUACGGGAAGAGCUGAAGAAGCUCUAUUCCCAGCUGGAGAUUUAUAAGAGGAAAAAGAUGUUGGCCAACAAUCCUCACCUGCAGAAGAAGCGCAGCUCCAAAAAGGGCCUAGGUCGCUCCCUCAUGCGCCGCAUCACUGAGAUUCCAGAGACAAUGGGCCGCCAGUGUAGCCAUGAGGACAAGGACCUGGGUGAACAUGGGAGUAACCGCAACAGCAUCUGUGUCCUGAGAAAGAACCCUUUUGAGCCCACACACUCUGUUAAGCCUGCCAAAGAUGAAUCCUUGAAGAGCAAAGUCUUCUCCCUUAAAAAGUCCCAUAGCAGUUAUGACCAUGUUCGGGACCACAGUGAGGAUUCCAGCAGUUCAGUUACUGACAAGAUGGAAGUCGUAAACACAGAAGGCUCCCUUCUUGAAACCCUAAUGGGCAAGAAGCUGGUCAAAAAGUCCUGUGAGAAGAUUGAUGCAGCCCGUGAUUCAACAGAGUCAGUUCCCUUGGUGUGUAAGUCAGCCAGCGCUCACAACCUGACAGCUGAUAAAAAACCUAUUCAUCCUAGAACAUCCAUGCUGCAGAAAUCUCUAAGCCUUAUUGCCAGUGCCAAAGAGAAAACACUUGGUCUAACAGGAAAGGUCCAAGCUGUGGAGGAUUCAACAAAGAAAGCUAAUCAAAAGAACAAGGAUACCAAGACCUCAGCUGAAGCUGAAGAAAAAGAGGGUUAUCCAAAGAUGAUUGUCAGUCAGUCGGUGGAGUACAAGCAGACAGCUGUCAAAACGGGUAUAAUGAAGCCACAGAUUACUGGAAGCCAGCCCUCCAUUUGCACAGAAACAUCCAAGGGGAAAGACAUGUAUGACCUCUCAGAGGUGUGCCCUUGGGAAAUGGACGACUUGCCCACUCACUCUGAAAACAAGAUCAAGAAACACGUGUCUAUUGCCCCAGAACAGACCACCACAGUCCAUGGAAGUAGUAACAAGGCGACAAAGUCACAACAGCAAAAGCAUAAAGGCACAGAGCAGUCAACCUCUGUGGCCAGACAUCCAAUUCAGAAAGUUUCUGACAGAACAGACAUAUGUCCAUGGGAGGAAGGAAAUGAGGACCAUGGUCAGGAAAUGGGGCCAAAACCUCACUCCAGUAGUAAACUUGCCACGUCCCAACCCCAGACAUCCGGAGAGGUUGUCACGGUUUUAAAAGCUGAGGUCUGUCCAUGGGACUUUGAGGAAGUGGCGGGCAAGCCAAAGAACUUAGAUUGCUCCCCUGAUCAGAGCAGGCCAAGAAAGGACACCACACCAACUGAGAUCAAAGGGAAAAUAAGCUCCUUGCCUACUGAAGUUAAGGGCAAGGGUACAACACCUACAGAGGGCAAAGCAAAGGGUGUUCUCUCCGAGCCUACUAAAUCCAAGGGUAGCUCACUUCAGCUGCUCUCUAAAGCAGAAGUGUGUCCAUGGGACUUUGAGACUGUGUCAGCUUCCAUCUCUGAACAAAACCCUUGUUCUCAGGUUUCUAAAACAAAGGAGACCCAUGCUAAAAAGAAGGGAAUUUCUCCUGUCAGAAAGUCAGAGAUGGAAAGAGAUAAUGCAAAGGGUCCUGAUUAUGACAAAUUUAAAUCAAACACAAAAGACAAGUUAACCUCUGGCAAAACAAAAGAAAUACCUGCCAUCCAGUCUAAACUGGCGGAGAUUUGUCCAUGGGAUGUUGAUAGUAGUCUGGAAAUUGUCUUAAUGGAAAAACAAAAAAGCCCAAAUGUUGCAUUAGCAAAACGCAAGCAAGCAGAGGCAUGCCCUUGCGAUUUUGACGCAACUAGUAAAGAAGUCAACUGGAGCACCAGCUCAUCCACUGGCAAACAGAAAAGUUCGAAUUCCAAAGGCAGAGUUACUAGUGGUGUUAAAAUGUCAGAUGUCUGCCCAUGGGACUUUGAUGAACAAGAAUCAACAAAAAAGGCAUGACACUUUACCUGAGUGAGCCGUUAGUUAGUCCUCAUUAUAUGUGCUUUUUCUUUCAUAAAUACACCAUGGAAUAAAAUCUUAUUUAUGGUGAUUUGGAGGAAAAAACUAAUCUACAUGUCACACAAGCUGCCUUUCUCUUCAUUCUUGUGUUUUCCCUUUGUGUGUGUGUUUUUUUUUUUUUUAAUUAAAAAAAAAAAAAAAUU
Carassius gibelio (silver crucian carp) is the source of this 4517-nucleotide messenger RNA. RefSeq names its product probable G-protein coupled receptor 158. The transcript is spliced from 11 exons. NCBI's taxonomy places the organism in Eukaryota, Metazoa, Chordata, Actinopteri, Cypriniformes, Cyprinidae. The record is from RefSeq and is a predicted model, not a curated record. Gene Ontology annotation, cellular component: membrane. The coding region runs from base 283 to 4314 and encodes 1343 amino acids. Gene Ontology annotation, biological process: G protein-coupled receptor signaling pathway. Gene Ontology annotation, molecular function: G protein-coupled receptor activity.